Molecule: messenger RNA, 3715 nt
Organism: Musa acuminata subsp. malaccensis (wild Malaysian banana)
Lineage: Eukaryota; Viridiplantae; Streptophyta; Magnoliopsida; Zingiberales; Musaceae
Product: calmodulin-binding transcription activator 1
Biological process (GO): regulation of transcription by RNA polymerase II
Cellular component (GO): nucleus
Molecular function (GO): protein binding; double-stranded DNA binding; transcription coregulator activity
Source: RefSeq, a predicted model, not a curated record
AUCCUGGAUUUGUCCCUUUUUGGUUUUAAGAGAGAGAGAGAGAGAGAGGAGGAAGCAGCGGGGAUACGAUCGGCCGAUUAAUUGCUCCUUAGGGUUUCUCCUUUUCCCCUAACGUCUUCCUCUGGUCCUCUCAUUCGAUCCCAUCCCUUCGGAACCGCGCUGCUGAUCGAUCCCGGAGGUCCGGGUGAUGUGAGGCGGGGGAGGGUUUAUUCGGAUUGUCUCUGGCGGAUGGCAGAGGGCCGGCGAUACGCUCUCAAUCCUCAACUAGACAUUGCACAGAUUUUGCAAGAGGCAAAAAGUCGUUGGCUUCGUCCAAGUGAGAUUUGUGAAAUCCUCCGCAACUAUCAGAGGUUCAAUUUGACUCCAGAUCCGCCUUACAAGCCUCCUGGUGGUUCUUUGUUUUUAUUUGAUCGCAAAGCACUCCGAUAUUUUCGGAAAGAUGGCCAUAAUUGGAGAAAGAAGAGAGAUGGAAAAACUGUUCGAGAAGCUCAUGAAAAGCUAAAGUGUGGAAGUGUUGAUGUGCUUCAUUGCUACUAUGCCCAUGGUGAGGACAAUGAAAAUUUCCAGAGACGAAGCUAUUGGAUGCUUGAUGGGCAAUUGGAACACAUUGUUCUUGUGCAUUAUCGAGAUGUGAAUGAGGGAAGCAGGUCUACCAUUCCUCAUUUGUUAAAUACUGAUGCAAUGAGAAUGAGUCACACAGAUGGAUCUCAAACCAGUUCUGCUGUUUGUUCUUAUUUGGAUCAUCUUACUUUUCCAACCCAACCAUCCUAUGCAACAAGUGCCCAUGCUGCUGAUUGGAAUCGCCAAGCUCCAUCCUCUGAGUUUGAAGAUGCAGAGUCUGGAGAGGAACAUAGUGAAGCUUCACUUGCAGAUUCUUUAUCUCAUUCAGGAAUUCAUGUUGCCUCAUCUGCAAACCAUACUGGACAAGAAAACGUUGCUGGAUGUAGUGGUUCCCUUGCUCAUCUUCGUUCGAGCGAUUCUAUAGAUACUGGAAUCUUAGGUAGAUUAUUUGGUCCUUCGUCCGCAAACCAAGUGCCAUUGCAAAAUCUUAUAUUAGGUGAAGACCAACAAAAAAAUUGUGAAGUUUCUCAAGGAGCUGGUUCACUCGGUGGUGCUAGUUUUGAUCAUCAUACUGCAGCAUCCAAGAUGCCUGAAUUUUUUAACAUAAGCCGAAAGGAUUCUGGCAUGCUGGAAGAGAAUGUUUCCAUUGAACAAGCUAAAUGGUCUGUUAACAUGCCUAAAAUAUUUCCAAAUACCACCUCUGAGGGCAAUGAGGUAGUCAAAUAUGUUACUGAUAGUGGCAAUAGUAUCUUAAUUAGCGAUCAUCAAAAAACAUCUAUUGGAGAAGGCACAAAAGAGAAUCAGGUUAAAGUGGAAAAUUCUGAGAAUAUAAGCAACCUUGAUCAUGGACACUUGGUCGAUAUACCAGGCUAUAUGUUUCAGGUGCCCAAUACUAAUCUUUCUCAGAGCACACUGCAAACCAUAAACAAUGGCAGCUCUAAGGUGACCGUUGCUUCUGACCAACCUCUGAGUUAUGAAGCACAAAUUUUAUAUGGUUUAAAGAAGUCACUGGAGAAUGAGGGAGAUUUGAAGAAGUUAGACAGCUUUGGAAGAUGGAUGAGCAAAGAAAUCGGUAAGGAUUGUGAUGACUCACUGAUGGCUUCAGACUCUUGCAACUACUGGAAUGCAAUGGAUGCUCAGAAUGAUGAUAAGGAGGUAUCAAGUCUUUCUUCCCAUAUGCAGUUGGAUAUGGAUUCACUAGGACCAUCUCUUUCCCAGGAACAGCUAUUCACUAUUCAUGACUUCUCACCGGAUUGGGCUUUUUCUGGCAUUGAAACAAAGGUUCUGAUUGCAGGUACCUUUUUAGGUAGUGUAGAGCCCAGGAGCAUCAAAUGGUCUUGUAUGUUUGGUGAGUUUGAGGUGUCUGCUGAAGUUCUGACGAGUAAUGUGAUUCGUUGUAAAGCCCCUUUACAUACCCCUGGUCGGGUUCCAUUUUAUAUUACAUGCAGUAAUAGGAUAGCCUGUAGUGAGAUUCGAGAAUUCGAGUAUCGUGAAAACUUUUCUAGCUUCUCUUCAGUGCCAGAAAGGGAUUUAGAAGAAGUUAUUCUUCAAGUGCGUUUUGCAAAGUUAUUAUCGACUGGGUUGGACCGGAACUGGCUGGUCUGCUCUGUUGAAAACUGUGAAAAGUGCUUCCUUAAACAAAAACUGUUGUUAAUGCUAAGGGAUCAGGAAAAUGAGUGGAAUGUUAUCGACAAAGACUCUAAGGCCUUUCACAGUGAUCUCAGGAUACCUAAGGAUGGAUUGAUUCAGAAGUUAUUGAAGGGUAAACUAUAUGAGUGGUUGCUGUGUAAAGUUCAUGAAGAAGGUAAAGGACCUAAUGUUUUGGAUGAGAAUGGUCAAGGGGCUAUCCAUCUGGCUGCAGCUCUUGGUUAUGAAUGGGCAAUGAGUCCUAUAGUCUGUGCUGGAGUCAGUCCAAGUUUCAGAGAUGUAAUCGGUAGGACCGGGCUCCAUUGGGCUGCAUACUUUGGCAGAGAGGAGACAGUUGUUGAGUUAGUGAGGCUUGGAGCUGCUGCUGGUGCAGUUGAACACCCAACAUCAAAAGUUCCUGCUGGUAAAACUGCUGCUGAUUUAGCAUCUAGUAGAGGACAUAAAGGAAUUGCUGGAUACUUGGCCGAAGCAGAUUUGACCAGCCAUCUUUCUUCAUUAACGGUAAAAGAAAGUGAGAUGGGUAGACUUUCUGCAACUUUGGCUGCAGAAAAGGCCAUCGAAAAUGUACAAGAGCAAAACACAGUUUCUCUAGAUGGUGGAAACGGGGAACAAUUAUCUCUGAGAGGGUCUCUUGCUGCUGUAAGAAAUUCAGCUCAAGCUGCUGCACGAAUUCAAGCUGCGUUUAGGCUUCAUUCUUUCCGCCAAAGAAAAUUAACAGAUAGCAAAGACAAAGAUACUGAGAUCUCAGUUGAUUUGAUGGUUCGGUCCUAUCUGAACAAGUUCCCCAAGAUAAAUCACUACAAUGAAUCUUUGCAUAUGGCUGCUGUUAAAAUACAACAAAAAUAUCGUGGAUGGAAGGGUCGUAAAGAGUUCUUGAAAAUCCGUGACCGAAUUGUGAAAAUCCAGGCACACGUGAGGGGUCAUCAAGUUCGCAAGCAGUAUAAGAAGGUAGUGUGGUCUGUUAGCAUUGUUGAAAAGGCUAUCUUACGUUGGAGGCGCAAAGGAGCUGGAUUACGGGGCUUUCGAGCUGAGAAUACAACUAUAUGCAUUGAGGGAAAGGUUGGGGCAACUGACGAAUAUGAUUUUCUCCGUCUUGGUCGGAGACAGAAGGUUGCUAGUGUGGAGAAAGCUUUGGCAAGAGUACAGUCAAUGGCACGCCAUCCAGAAGGCCGUGAUCAGUACAUGAGACUGGUGGCAUGUUCUCGUAAAUCAAAGCUGGGAGACGAAGGUGGUGGCUCAGCCCAACUUCAAAACACCGAAGAAGAAAAUGGUGGGGGCUGAUCUAAUCGCACCAUCCACGCUGAGCUACAACGACCAUAUUUGUGAUUUCUGGACGUUAAGAGGCGUCGGGGAGUUUGGGGAAUUUGCACAAAUCUUGUUCCUGUAAAUAUUGCUUAUAUGUAAUGGAUAAGAUGUAAAGAUUUGUCCUUUCCUUUUUGAUAAGGCUGAAGAGAAGUGCAGAAAGAAGCUGGUAUUUCUCUCUGGCAAGCAGCAGUCAAUUCAUUCA